This is a messenger RNA of Trichechus manatus latirostris (Florida manatee), 1630 nucleotides long. RefSeq names its product testis specific serine kinase 6 (gene TSSK6). The transcript has a single exon. Lineage: Eukaryota; Metazoa; Chordata; Mammalia; Sirenia; Trichechidae. The coding region runs from base 809 to 1630 and encodes 273 amino acids. Gene Ontology annotation, cellular component: cytoplasm. The record is from RefSeq and is a predicted model, not a curated record. Gene Ontology annotation, molecular function: protein serine/threonine kinase activity; ATP binding. Gene Ontology annotation, biological process: intracellular signal transduction; protein phosphorylation.
UGCACUUCCGGCCGUGGGCGGAAGUUACGUCCCAGGCAGCCGCCGCCGCCAUGAUGAGUGUGGCGGAAGUCUCAGCCGUUCCCGACCGGGCUGGUGGCGCUUGUGUAGCUCCUAAAUGGUGCGGAGCGUUGGGGGUGUCGGGCCUGGCCCCUGCAGCGCGUCUGAGUCCUUAUUUCCUUAUCUCCCAGACUGGACGUUGGGACGCCCUGGUCACUGCAGUAAAGGAUCUCGCGUUCACCUUCCUUCAGGGGUGCAGUGCGGACAGUCAGGAACCCCCAGUCCCUCGCUCCCCUAAGGAGCCAGGUCCCUGAGUCAAGUUUCUUUCCCCGUUGUCUCCACUUCGGGGGAUUCUGUGGGCAGCCCAGGACUCCACAUGGCCAUGGGCUGGGUACACGGAGUCGGGGGAAAGGUAGGCUGUUAGCCAGGGUCCAACUCACGAGGCGGCGCCCAGACCCCAGGCGCGGAUUCUGCUCCCCAGUGUGGUUGGGACGCCCGGCUGGGGGGCCGCUUCUCCGGAACUGGGCCGUUCUGGGCGAUUAUGAGUCACACAGCAUGAGGUGCUUGGGCACCUGCGGGGCGGGGCCCAGGGGGCCCCCCUACCCGCAGCAGGGUGACGCCUGCGGUCACUUCACAAGGCAGAAAUUGUUACCGCGGCGAUAAAAGGUGCCGCGGCGGCGGGGAUCUGGGAGUGGGCACAUGGGGGUGCGGGGGUGCAGGUGCCAAGCGCCAUGGGUUAGGCCCGAGAUCGGAGUCCGGCCGCCCCUCGACAGCAGCCGCCUCCUGCUCCCCACGCGCCCCGGGCGCCACCAUGUCGGGCGACAAACUCCUGAGUGAACUCGGAUAUAAGCUGGGCCGCACUAUCGGAGAGGGCAGCUAUUCCAAGGUGAAGGUGGCCACGUCCAAAAAGUACAAGGGCACGGUGGCCAUCAAGGUGGUGGACCGGCGGCGCGCGCCGCCCGACUUCGUCAACAAAUUCCUGCCGCGUGAGCUGUCCAUCCUGCGGGGCGUGCGGCACCCGCACAUCGUGCACGUCUUCGAGUUCAUCGAGGUGUGCAACGGAAAGCUGUACAUCGUGAUGGAAGCAGCCGCCACCGAUCUGCUGCAGGCGGUGCAGCGCAGCGGACGCAUCCCCGGCGCGCAGGCGCGCGACCUCUUCGCGCAGAUCGCCGGGGCCGUGCGCUACCUGCACGACCACCACCUGGUGCACCGCGACCUCAAGUGCGAAAACGUGCUGCUCAGCCCCGACGAGCGCCGCGUCAAGCUCACCGACUUCGGCUUCGGCCGCCAGGCGCACGGCUACCCUGAUCUGAGCACCACCUACUGCGGCUCGGCGGCCUAUGCGUCGCCCGAGGUGCUGCUGGGCAUCCCCUACGACCCCAAGAAAUACGACGUGUGGAGCCUGGGCGUCGUGCUCUACGUCAUGGUCACCGGCUGCAUGCCCUUUGACGACUCGGACAUAGCCGGCCUGCCCCGGCGCCAGAAGCGCGGCGUGCUUUACCCCGACGGGCUCGAGCUGCCUGAGCGCUGCAAGGCCCUGAUUGCCGAGCUGCUGCAGUUCAGCCCGUCGGCCCGGCCCUCGGCCGGCCAGGUAGCGCGCAGCGGUUGGCUGCGGGCGGGGGACUCCGGCUAA